This is a messenger RNA of Arachis duranensis, 955 nucleotides long. RefSeq lists its product as uncharacterized. Gene Ontology annotation, molecular function: zinc ion binding; nucleic acid binding. Bases 375 to 908 code for a protein of 177 amino acids. The transcript has 3 exons. The record is from RefSeq and is a predicted model, not a curated record. NCBI's taxonomy places the organism in Eukaryota, Viridiplantae, Streptophyta, Magnoliopsida, Fabales, Fabaceae.
CCCCACUAGUCGGGUGAUGCCAAAGAGGUCGUGUACAAAGUUCAAGGAUGGCCAACUAAUAUGGUGGUAGAUUUGGGUAACUAUACUUGCUCCUGCAGGUUUUGGCAGUUGACAGGAAUGCCUACAAGGCACGCAAUAUCCGCCAUUCAAGAAAAAAUGAUAAGAGGCCUGAGGAGUAUUGCCACGAAUGGUUGACUAUGGAGGCGUACAGAAGAACGUACUAAUUCAAUGUGAAUCCUGUCAAGGGACAAGAGCUAUGGGAGAAAACUGGUUCUCCUGCACCUGUUCCACCUUUAAUAAAACCUAAACCUGGAAGACCAACAACAAAGAGAAAGAAGGACAAGGCUGAAGGACCCACUGGCACGAAGACAAAGAUGAAAAGAAAGUAUAAUCCAAUUCGGUGCAUGUACUGUGGAGAGGUAGGCCACAACAAGAGAACUUGCAGCAAGAAAAAGCAAGACGAUGCUCGAGAGAAGGCAAGGCUAAUGCAAUUGCGGCUUGCAGUUGUGCCAUCACCACAAGCUACACCUGUUCCGGAAGCAGAAAACGUAGAUGACACUCAGUCUAUUCAGACACUCCCUGCAGUAGUACCAGCUGCUCCAGAUGAACAGACUGAAAUUCAUGUUAGUCAGGAUGCUCAGCUUCCACAGACACAACAAUCACAGACCUCAACCAAUGUUACUCAGACUAUAGGUAGAGGAAGACCUCCAAAAUUCCAUGUCACCAGGGCUAGGGCAAAGAGAAAUGCCUCUCCAAAGCCUGUUGCUCCAGGAUCAGUUGCAGUAUCUGCUGAAACGAUCAAGGGUAGCAGUUCCGCAAUAGCCAAGAAGCUUGCUAGCUUCAUGACAUUUGUUCCAACUCCGGGUUUCAAACCUCCCAGAAAAAAAAAAAGACAUGGAAUAACUUGAAGAUUUAAAGACAUGAAAUAUAGGACAAUUAGUAUCUGUUAUUUUGU